Messenger RNA from Ostertagia ostertagi, 360 nucleotides. NCBI's taxonomy places the organism in Eukaryota, Metazoa, Nematoda, Chromadorea, Rhabditida, Trichostrongylidae. The record is from the annotation of a GenBank genome assembly.
AUCCCGACGCGUCCGAUCGAGGAUCUUCCCUCCUGGAGGACUCGCCUGACGUUGAUAAUGGUUCCGGCACGUCACCAUCACCAAUGGAAGUUACCGAAUAUACUCCCGUACCCAGCCCUGAACCCUCUUCCCCUGCACUCCCUCCCCUUCCACCACCACAACCACCCACCUAUCCCCUUGUUCCCCGUCGGCAUGGGUGCUGGCCCCGUACAAGGACCGCUCGUACAACAUCGGCUACGCUUAUUCCCAGCGCCAGCGCCCCACAACAACGGCCUCCCCACGAUCCCUCCGGUUCUGCACCUCCCGCUCCCCCCCCCCCGCGGUUCCCGCAGAGGAGCCCCUGGUCGACGACCGUUCAGU